Molecule: messenger RNA, 861 nt
Organism: Acytostelium subglobosum LB1
Lineage: Eukaryota; Evosea; Eumycetozoa; Acytosteliales; Acytosteliaceae
Exons: 2
Molecular function (GO): hydrolase activity, acting on carbon-nitrogen (but not peptide) bonds, in linear amides
Source: RefSeq, a predicted model, not a curated record
AACGACAACAACAACAACAAUAGUAAACAACGAAUGGUUAUAGGAGUUGGACAACUGACAAGUACCAACUCAAAGGAUGAGAACUAUAAUGUGUGCAGGAGGUUGGUGGAGAAGGCUGCAGAGCAGGGCGUUAACAUGUUCUGUCUGCCAGAGAACUUUGCUUUCAUGUCUGGUGGCGUCAACCAGUUUGAAUCGAGAGAGAAUGCCGAGCCACUAGAUGGUCCGACCAUGACACGCUACGCACAGUUGGCCAAGCAACACAAGAUGUGGCUGUCGCUCGGUGGCUUCCAUCAGCGCAUCGAGUCCGACCCCGACUUUAUCCACAACACUCACGUCAUAAUCAAUGAUCAAGGUGAUAUCGUCACUACCUACAACAAGAUACACCUCUACGAUGUAAACAUACCGUCAAAGGGCAUAACAUUCAAUGAGAGCAAGGUGGUCAGGCCAGGCGAUAAGUUGGUCUUGUGCGAUAGUCCAGUGGGCAAGCUUGGUCUGACGGUCUGUUAUGAUGUUCGCUUCCCCGAGCUCUACAUAUCACUGCGCAAGAUGGGCGCACAGGUACUGCUUGUGCCAGCAGCCUUCAUGAAGAAGACGGGCGAAGCGCAUUGGAAGACAUUAUUACAGGCUCGUGCCAUUGAGAAUCAAUGCUAUGUUGUGGCGGCCGCUCAAACAGGACAGCAUCAUUCCAAACGCGAGAGUUAUGGACAUUCACUUAUCAUUGAUCCGUGGGGCACUAUCCUCUCCGAGAUAGAGUCUGGUGAGGGUAUUGCCACAGCAUCGAUCGAUCUAGAUCAUCUCGACAAUGUACGAGAGAACAUCCCAGUGUCCAAGCAUCGCAAGCCAGAGUUAUACUCUAUCUAA